UCUUCACUAGUUCAUGUAAUCCACGGUUACUGGUUUCUUGACAACAGCGCCUCCUGGUGUCUGUAGGGGGGAUCGAACCGGCCAACACUACCACAUCAGUUUGAAGAUGGCGGAGGGUGAAUUGAACGUGGACAGCCUCAUCUCUCGGCUUCUGGAAGUACGGGGAUGUCGCCCAGGGAAGAUAGUCCAGAUGACAGAGGCAGAGGUGCGGGGCCUCUGCAUCAAAUCCAGGGAGAUCUUCCUCAGCCAGCCCAUCCUGCUGGAGCUUGAGGCACCCCUGAAGAUCUGUGGUGAUAUCCAUGGGCAGUACACAGAUCUACUGAGGCUGUUUGAGUAUGGUGGCUUCCCUCCAGAGGCAAACUACCUUUUCCUGGGUGACUACGUGGACAGAGGGAAACAGUCCCUGGAAACCAUCUGCCUUUUGUUGGCCUACAAGAUCAAAUACCCAGAGAACUUUUUCCUGCUUAGGGGCAACCAUGAGUGUGCUUCCAUCAACCGCAUCUACGGGUUCUACGAUGAGUGCAAGCGCAGGUUCAACAUUAAGUUGUGGAAGACCUUCACUGACUGCUUUAACUGCCUCCCCAUUGCUGCUAUCAUUGAUGAGAAGAUCUUCUGCUGCCAUGGAGGGCUAUCGCCUGAUUUGCAGUCAAUGGAGCAGAUUCGCAGGAUCAUGAGGCCAACAGACGUGCCUGAUACAGGCCUGCUGUGUGACCUUUUGUGGUCAGACCCAGAUAAGGAUGUACAAGGUUGGGGAGAGAACGACCGUGGGGUCUCCUUCACCUUCGGGGCCGAUGUGGUCAGCAAGUUCCUGAACCGCCAUGACCUGGACCUCAUCUGCAGAGCCCACCAGGUUGUGGAGGAUGGAUAUGAGUUCUUUGCCAAACGCCAACUGGUCACACUUUUCUCUGCUCCAAACUACUGCGGGGAGUUUGACAAUGCAGGUGGCAUGAUGAGUGUUGAUGAAUCCCUCAUGUGCUCCUUCCAGAUCCUAAAGCCCUCAGAGAAGAAGGCCAAGUACCAGUAUGGUGGUGUAACUUCCGGUCGGCCAGUCACCCCACCCCGCACCGCCCAAGCCCCCAAGAAGAGGUGAACGUACAGCCUUGGCUCUCCCCCCUCCUUCUCACCCUGUCCGUCCCUGGUCUGCCAUCACGGCAACCCCUGUAACUCCCCUGUAUAGCGAAGAUACAGGGCUUAUCUAAUUGCCCAAAUCUUUCUCCUCUUUCUUCCCCACUCACCCACCCCCUCCCCACUCACCCACCCCCUCCCCAUCUCCACUGACAGCUCUUUUUCUUAAUGUGUAAGUGUACAUAAAUUUGCUGUGACCAAUCUGUUUUAUUUUUUUUGCCUGUUUGUUGGUAUUUUUGAUAUUAACAAAUAAUCUUUUUUUGUGUUUUUUUGUGUUUUUUUUGAGGUUCUGUGUCGUGUAAGGAAAUGCCUUCUCUGUGUAGAGGGGCAAAGCGCCUGAGUUAAAGGAAUUCUUUUUCAGUUUAACAAAAACACAGUAGAGAUUGAAAAUUGUUUUGCCUUGACCUCUCAAAAAACAGAGAGAAUCCUUCCAAUGUAAUUCAAUGAGACUGAGGUUUCUGUGCAAUGCAAAAAUCCGUAGACACAAAUAACGUUUCUCAUAUUCCACUUUAACAGUUUGAACACAUUAUAGCGUAUGCGGUGAACUUGCGGUUGUUGUGCACAUUUUAUAUAUUUAACCAUUGAACAAGCGCAUGUCCCCAUGAGUUGCAAAGGAUGAGAAGAGACCGGCGUGGAUGAAAUAUAGAGGCUAAAUCAGAUGCUGCUGGCAGUGGACACACUCUACCCGAACACAACGCCCUCUGGGCAUCGAUUCCUCCACUCUGUUAUGCCUCCCUGUGCUUCAACUCCACACCCACACAAAAACAUGCCGCUUCUUACACAGAGCUGGUAUUUACAUUUUCCUGGGUAUCUUUAUUAUUUGUUCUCAUCCAGAUAAUUUCCCCCCAUAUAAUCCUCUUGAUUUGUAGUGAACGAUGCUGAGAAUUUGUUAAAACGUUGUACCCAUGGAAAUUUCUUGCACAGACAUUUAACUAUGAGUCACUUAUGAUCAGUAUUUUAUCUGCAGACAUACUGGAUAAAUGGUGUACUAAAAGUGCUUAUAAAAUUGUCCUUUCCUAGUCUUUGUGGGAAGAUGCAGAUAAAGAUAUCUAUAUAUAGAAAUAUCUAACAGCACAGGUUGCAAUUUUGCAAGUGUCUAACAUAUCUAAGUAAUCCCGUGCAGUGUUAAAAAGACCAAAUAAUCAAAGUAAAUAAAAAGCAAGCUUCACAAAAUGCUCCACAAUAUUUGAAUUGUUUAGUGCAUAGUGAAGACAAUUUUUUUCUUGGAAGCUUUUUAGUAAAAUGCCAGCUAUCCUCCUUUCACAUCACCCAAUCCGUUCAAGCACAGUAAGAAAACUAGUGGUCAGGAGUGGGUGUCAGAACCAGGCCGUUUUGCUAUGUGAUAGUGAUGCCACCUGGUGUAUAAAUGCAGUAGUACAGUACAAAUUAGUACAAAUUAGACGACAAUUUCAAACUAGACAGGUACAGAAUGUUGUGUCAUUUACCAUGAGGAGGUACUUCAGUUCGACUGACCAGCGAAAGCCUGUUUGGCAGUUAAGUUCAGUUUACUACAAAUGAGAUGCAGUUGACCCUCUGUGGAAAACAGUUGCCUCUUUUGUUUUUUUGCUCUUUGUGGUAUUAUUCUUUCUGUUCUAUAUUCACAUGGUUCAUUUUUAUUCACUUAAUUUAUUUCCUAAUAAUGAUGAUAACAAAGAAUGAGAUGUUACCAAAAGCUGUUUUGCAAUUUGUACAUGUUUGUUUGAAAGUCUACAAAUUCAAUUAAAAUGGAUGGAAACCAAAA
This is a messenger RNA of Siniperca chuatsi (mandarin fish), 2866 nucleotides long. Its product is annotated as serine/threonine-protein phosphatase PP1-beta catalytic subunit-like. Gene Ontology annotation, cellular component: nucleus; cytoplasm. The record is from RefSeq and is a predicted model, not a curated record. Bases 107 to 1090 code for a protein of 327 amino acids. Gene Ontology annotation, biological process: regulation of circadian rhythm; circadian regulation of gene expression. Gene Ontology annotation, molecular function: protein serine/threonine phosphatase activity. NCBI's taxonomy places the organism in Eukaryota, Metazoa, Chordata, Actinopteri, Centrarchiformes, Sinipercidae. The transcript has 8 exons.